Guillardia theta CCMP2712 is the source of this 1572-nucleotide messenger RNA. RefSeq lists its product as hypothetical. NCBI's taxonomy places the organism in Eukaryota, Cryptophyceae, Pyrenomonadales, Geminigeraceae. The record is from RefSeq and is a predicted model, not a curated record. The coding region runs from base 1 to 1572 and encodes 523 amino acids. The transcript is spliced from 16 exons.
AUGGAGGGGAGGGCGGGGAAGCGGAGACUGAUCGAACGGACGAAGUUGAACGAAGACUUCCAGACCUACAAGCUCUGCAAUGAACCCAUGUUCAAGACCAUCACCAAGACUCGGAUCUCCUCUGGACUCCGUGUGACCAGCAGGCAAUUGGGGUCAGGAGUGGAUUAUGCGAGUACUGCAUUCCGCAUCUGCUUCGACGACCUCCAGCGCGACCGGCUGCAGCCUCAGUCAUCGUUCUUCCUAGUGAGGAGGGAUAGUGGGAUCUCCCGCCUCCAGCUCAAGGGAGACGAUAUCGAGCUGGAGCAUGUGGUGCAGCUCAGGCCCAAGCUGAGGAGCGGGGAGAUUGUAUCUGUGUGCGGGGAUGCUCAGUAUGUGGUGGUGUGCCGGCAGGACGGGAAUGUGUCGCUGAUCAAGAGGAGCUUGUCGCCAUCGCAUUCGUAUCAUGUGUUUGCGCGGGCCAAGUUGCAAGAGCACGGAUCCUGCGUCGACGUCUGCCGUGUGAAGGAGGAUGACAAGGACGUGGAGGAAGAGAGCGAUGAGUCCGAAAGGGAGGUCAGGAGAGUCGACUACCACGAGGGGUACCAUGUCGUGGACCUGAGGUACAGCCCAGAAGGGAAGACCCUCUCCAUCCUCCUGGCCGUCUUCUCUGCCCUCGACGAGUCGAACGAGUGCGGCCUCCAACCGUCUGCUUGCAAACUCCAGCUCGUCAAGCUCCAGCAUGCGGAGGAUGACGAGUCGUUGUCUCUGCUCUACAGCGCUGGGCUCAAUGUAGGAGGAAUCUAUCCUGACCUGGCGCGCAUCUGGCCGUCUGCCGAUGAGAUCUUCACGGUGUCCCGAAUCCCGUUCCAGCAGGAGGAGGAGAACGUGAGGGGAAAGGGACAGCUUGUCGACCUCUCCUUCCUUGACAUCAUGGACGAAGCUCCAGUGUACAUCUCCAGAUGCAAGCUGCGAGACGGCAGCGGGGAGGGCGCGGGCUCCUCCACUUGGAGGGUGGCCAGCGAGAAGCUAGAGGAUGCUGGGAAUCACUUUCAGUUCGUGGCUUUAAGUGGGCCGACAGCUGAGCCUUACGACCUUCCCAUGCUGGGAGUCUCGACUACGGGUCCUACUGGAAUGAACGACCUCCACGUGCUCAAGCUCUCCGAUCCACAGACUGAGAUGAUGACACUUGUCAAGGUCGAGGAAGGAGUUGCGGCAAAGAUCGAGCACCUCUCCUCCUUCUCUGCCAUCGCGUACAUCCAUAAGCACAAGGAGGAGAAGGUGGCAGUGACCUUCAGCUCGGACCUGAGCUUUCUUGUCAUGAACGACGCUUCCUUCAGCUUCACGGUGUUCGAGCACUGCAAGAGAAGGAGGGUUUCGAGAGAGGAAGUCAUACAGUUCGAUGAGGAGGACGACGUGAUUGCCGGAUGCGCCAUCGGCAGCAAGUAUCUCGUGCUCACCGAGACUCACGCGAAGCUCUACAAGCUACAGGAGGGAGAGCCGAGCGAGGAAAGCGUGCGGGAGGAAACGAACAUGGAUCGUCUGCAGAAGGAGCUAGGAAUGAAGAUACCAGAGCACCUGCUGGACGACUGGUGA